UGUGUACAGAAGGCUGUGUGCCGUCCCCGGCUCUUCCUGGAGGUUUAUUUUUAUACCCAAGGUAAAGAGUGUUCUGUACGUCUGUCUGCUCCGGCACUGCCAACGCCGGCUAAUACUUCAACUAAAAAUACUUUGGAGGAGAGAAGACAGCGAUCGGGAAUAUGGCCAUUCAGGCCGAGGAGAACUUUUACGGGAAACACGGUGAACCAAGGAAGUUUGAUCCAAAGUUUAAAGGACCCAUCGGAAACAGGCAUUGUACAGAUGUCCUGUGCUGCAUUAUCUUUGUGGUGGUGAUCCUGGGAUAUAUUGCGCUGGGCAUUGUUGCAUGGAUUCAUGGGGACCCCAGGAAAGUCAUAUACCCCACCGACAGCUAUGGGCAGUUCUGUGGACAGAAGGCUACGCGCAAUGAGAACAAGACACUCUUAAUGUAUUUUAAUAUCCUGCAAUGUGCAAGUCCUCUGGUGCUCAUCAAUUUGCAGUGUCCCACCAUUCAGUUGUGCGUUUCCAAGUGUCCGGAUAGAUUUGCAACCUACUUAGACAUGCAAGCCAACAGGUACAACAGCAGCUACUGGGAAUAUUACCGGCAGUUCUGUAAGCCUGGCUUCAACAACCCCAGGAAGUCUAUUGCAGAAGUUUUACGGGAUGAAGACUGCCCAUCUAUGAUUGUUCCAAGUAGGCCGUUUCUGCAGAGGUGCUUCCCUGACUUCUCCACCAGGAACGGGAUUCUAACUGUUGCAAACAAGACAGAAUUUAAGGACGGACUGGGAAAAAUGAGAAACGUCACACUUCUGAGAGAAGCAGCCAACCAUGUAACUGUCAUCCGACAUGGAAACACAAGUGGUAUUAAUAGCGUGCUUGACGCGCGAUCCAUCGGGAUGAAGAUUUUCGAGGACUACGCUAGCUCCUGGUACUGGAUUUUAAUAGCGCUCUUCAUUGCAAUGGUCAUCAGUCUGUUGUUCCUGAUUCUUCUGAGGUUUACUGCUGGGGUGUUGUUUUGGAUUUUUAUAGUUGGUGUUCUUGGGGUUGUUGGCUAUGGAAUUUGGCAUUGUUACUGGGAAUAUGACAGUCUGAGAGGCGUCCCGGGAUCUGACCUCACUAUCUCUGACAUUGGGCUGCAGACAGACUUCCGAGUCUACUUACAGCUCAGGGAAACCUGGCUGGCGUUCAUGAUUAUCCUCUGCAUUGUGGAAGUGAUCAUCAUACUCAUGCUGAUCUUUCUAAGGAACCGAAUCCGAAUUGCCAUCGCUCUCUUGCAGGAAGGUAGCAGAGCAAUAGGAUACAUCAUGUCUACGCUGUUUUACCCAAUCAUCACCUUCAUCCUAAUCGCCAUCUGUAUCUCGUACUGGGCUGUCACCGCCGUAUUCUUGGCUACAUCUGGAGAAGCUGUAUACAAAAUUAUGGCCAACAGGACCCCAUGCCAGUAUGCAAACGAAAUGUGUGUACCUGAAACAUUUAAUACCUCCAACGUGACCAAGCUGUGUCCAGGGGCUGAGUGCACCUUUGCAUUUUACGGAGGGGAAGGUUUUUACUAUAAAUACAUCCUGAUCUUUCAGCUGUGCAAUGUCUUUGUGUUCUUGUGGCUGGUAAAUUUCUCCAUCGCCCUUGGGCAGUGUACGCUGGCCGGUGCAUUCGCCUCUUACUACUGGGCAUUUAAGAAACCUGCCGACAUCCCUACAUGCCCUCUCUUCUCAUCAUUUGGACGAGCAAUAAGGUAUCACACCGGCUCACUAGCACUUGGCUCCCUCAUCCUGGCACUUGUACAGUUUAUUCGAAUUAUAUUAGAAUACUUAGAUCACAAACUCAAAGCUUCUCAGAAUUCCUUUGCAAGAUUUCUGUUGUGCUGCUUGAAAUGCUGCUUCUGGUGCCUGGAAAAGUUCAUCAAGUUUAUAAACAGGAAUGCCUAUAUUAUGAUUGCCAUCUAUGGAAAAAACUUCUGCACGUCAGCGAGAGAUGCAUUUUUCUUAUUGAUGAGGAACGUUGUGCGAGUUGCUGUUUUGGAUAAAGUCACCGAUUUUUUGCUUUUCCUUGGCAAAGUUCUUGUUGCAGGGUCUGUCGGAGUCCUGGCUUUUUUCUUUUUCACAAGAAGAAUACCUUAUAUUUCUGAUGAAGCUCCAUCUUUGAAUUACUACUGGGUGCCACUCUUGACAGUGAUAAUUGGAUCUUACCUUGUAGCACAUGGAUUUUUCAGCGUCUAUGCCAUGUGUGUCGACACACUAUUCCUGUGUUUUUUGGAAGAUUUAGAGAGGAACGAUGGCUCUGCCGACAAACCUUUUUACAUGAAUAAGACUCUAAUGAAGAUUUUGAACAAACAAAACACACCAGCCAAGCCUCAGUGAUGCCACCAUGACCCACAAAAAGCAUUGGGCGGUCUCUCGUUUUAAGAGCAUUAGAUCUAUGUACAGUAUAUGAAUAUAAACAUAAGGCUUGAAGACACACAUCGUAAUGAAUGGUGCUGGUGAAGACAAUGGUGCCGUGAAGAAAAAGGUCCUUUGCCUUAACCGCCUAGACCACAUGAUCUCUCACCACCGGGUGCAUUACCGGUGUUUCACAUCAUUAGAGAUGGCGUAGAAUCUAUUGUUGCCAAAUAUAUAUUUUUUUAUUAUAUAUUUUCUUUACAUUAUGUACUCUUAGCUUAUUUAAAAAGGUGAUGCUGUGUUUACUUUAAUCAUAUGGAAGCCCUUUAAAAUGGAUUUCGGGCUCUAGGUUGGGUCAGUUUUUUCAAUCAGGCCCCUUCCUUAAAUGCUGCAUAAAAGUUUAAAAUUUAACCUGUGGGUGGAACAAUAGGUACAGUAGAUAAUAUAAUUGACUCACUUUUCUUCAACUUCCGUAGUGCAGGUGGUGGUCUCAUUCUCCUGCAGAAAAGAUCCCUGGGAAUGCUGAGUAGCCCAUCUCCUGCAGCAUAGUACAGGACAAAUCUUCUUGUGUUACUCCACAUUCUCCAAGAUUUGGCCAGGAGGAUAACGUCACCCUAGCCUAGGUGGAGAAAGCCACCUAGGUCUAACUCUCACCCCCAGGAUACUAUUUAAACAAAAAUAAUAAAAUGUCGUUCUGCUUUUGGGGGAGGGGGGGGGAGAGACACCAAGAAUAAGUAGACAUUGUCCCUGAGAUGCAAGGAAAAUCAUAUUAUCUUUAUUAAACAGUAUAGAACACAGGAAUCAAUUCCUAGACCAUAGACAUCCUCUACAAUGACUUGCCUGUAAGAAAGAUAGAACUGUCCACAUUUUUUUUAACCAGUGGCACUGGGAAAAAAUAUCAUGGAAAUCCUGAUGGCCUCAACAGACCACACUUGUAUGUCGUCAAUGUAUCUAACUAUGUGAGUGAAAGAAAAACAAACAUUCUAUCAAUCGGUGACAACCUACCAAUAUCUGACCAUCCUCUUAUUUUUAUGGUCAGCUGUAUAAAGCAUUUUCAAGCGGUCGUGAAAAAAAAAUAUUUAGUCCAGUCAUACAGGUCAGUAAGGUGACAAGCAUUAAACUCCAUAAUGUAUAUUCUGUGUUUGAUCAUUGCUGUCUUUAUAUUCCAUUAAAUUCUCAAUUUUUCAUACAAA
This is a messenger RNA of Rana temporaria (common frog), 3547 nucleotides long. It is a transcript of the gene SLC44A5, whose product is annotated as solute carrier family 44 member 5. Gene Ontology annotation, biological process: transmembrane transport. NCBI's taxonomy places the organism in Eukaryota, Metazoa, Chordata, Amphibia, Anura, Ranidae. The record is from RefSeq and is a predicted model, not a curated record. Gene Ontology annotation, molecular function: transmembrane transporter activity. The transcript is spliced from 23 exons. Bases 162 to 2336 code for a protein of 724 amino acids. Gene Ontology annotation, cellular component: membrane.